AUCUAGGUUUUUCCCCGAAAUGUACUCAUGGCGUACGUUACCUGUAACAGUCGUAGAAUUCAGGGCAAAAAAUGUUCCUCCUGAUAGCACAACCACUGGUGGGAGAUUUAUGGCAUUUGGGAUUGUUCGGGAGUGUAGUUGACAAGUCUGAGAGCUGGGUUGUUGUCCAUUAGUUUAACUACGUAUUUUCUUGUCGUUACUGGUUAAUACUUCUGUUCUUGCAUCGUCUGGACUUGAUUAAAACAAAAACUGUCGAAGCUGAAUCAAUUUUUAAUCGAUAUGUAGGUUUGAGAUGGUUUUUUCCUGUGCGUGUGAAUCUCUGGCAGAAGUUGCGGCUGCAGCUGAGAUUGAAGGUGGAGAGAGUCUUAUUCCCCCAUCUGUAGUUGCUCGUGCAAGAUUUGUAGUAUUGUGUGGUUAGACAGUUGAGCACCAUGAUGCAGUGCCUUCCAGCCCAGUGUCAGCUAUUGUCUCCAGUGUCUACAAAUGUUACUUCGAGAACCCAAAGACCCUCGUGUAGUAUUACGAGGAUAUCUCAAAGUCGAAGAGCUUCAGGUCUGGUGGUGAGAGCAGAAUCCACAUCUGCUCCCACCUCUACAGUCGAAACUGAAAGUCCUACACCAACCGAAGCAGUGGCAUUGACACCCACCGCACCCGCCUCAAAGUCCCUCAUCAAUGAAGAAAACAUUCUCAGCGCCAUAACUGGCCAAAACAUUAUCGUGGAAGACCACUAUGGAAGGUUGGGUGUUAAUCCAGAAGCUUCCUCAUCAGAGAUUGUCAAAACAUACCAAGAGCGAUGUGCGGAAGUGCGGCAAAAAAAUUUGUCGGAAUCAGAGACUGAGGAGAUUCUCAACAAAUUGAAGGAUUCUGUUGAUCUCCUGACGUCUGAAGAAGAGCGGCGGUUGUACGAUUGGUGCCUGUUGCGUAAGGCAACACACACAGUUGACUACGCUUGGCCGUACGAGGCUGAUAUAACCCAGCGUCUCCAAGAUCCCACGUCUCUAGUUGUACCACCUGAGGACGACGGAGUUAACGACAAAGUAGGACUCUUCUUUGCUGGAUGGUUUGUGUUAUCUUGCAUCCUUAGUAUUGUUAUAGGGCACGGGUGGGAAAAAAGCAUGUAAUCCUGGGUGUUAUGUGUAGCUCUCGUCUAGUUUCAUUCACAUCUGCCAUGUAACAGAUGGUUCUGGGAUGAAGUAGUUCUAUCCCUCUAGGUGUUUCCUCGUAGGUACUGGGAAGCAUGGUUGUGCCUCUAGCUGGAGUACAUUUCCUUGUACUGUAGUCUUGCAAAUGGCUUAGUGUUUCUGUGAACAUCACCGAACCAGUGUUGAUGUUACAUCUUGUGAGAGGACAUCAACUAUGAUACUAUUCCACUCUACCGCGAAGCUAGCUCGUUUUGAAGUAGCUAAACAAUGUGUACACAUUUGAUGUUUUCUGAAUCGAUUUAUUUGACUAGAGGUUGGCCUACUUGCAAACGAA
Molecule: messenger RNA, 1476 nt
Organism: Physcomitrium patens
Lineage: Eukaryota; Viridiplantae; Streptophyta; Bryopsida; Funariales; Funariaceae
Product: NAD(P)H-quinone oxidoreductase subunit U, chloroplastic
Cellular component (GO): NAD(P)H dehydrogenase complex (plastoquinone); chloroplast thylakoid membrane; chloroplast
Source: RefSeq, a predicted model, not a curated record